ACCCCAAAGAGUAUAAUAAUCUAAGUAGGUAUAGUAACUUAACCCUAUUUCAAAUUUAUGUGUUAAAAGAUGUUAGAUUAAAAUUAAAUGUUUUAAUGUGUGAUGCAGCAUUAUAUCAUACCAUACAAAUUGCGUCUGAUAUCCCGUAACGAAGGUAAAAUAAAAUCACAUGACUCGUGUGUGGACAUCAGAGCUUGGAACCACAAUGUGGCAGUUCGUGACGGGCACCUCAGAGCGUGGAUCAAGAGUGAUAUGCCCUGCUGUGUAAUACCCGUUUCAACACUAGUUGCGGCUGUAAGGGUUAUGGGUUGCAGGCGCCGUGGCCGCCUCACACCAAGAUGCCAUCCAAAUUGCAAAUCCAAAGAAGUACUGGAAAGUAUAUGCAAUUCUUGUCAGACUAUUAAAGAAUGCUUUCAAAAUAAUCCACAAUAUGAAAAGUAUUUUAGUGAAGAAGAAUUCGAAACAAGUCAUUGGCCCUGUGAGCGAUGUCUUGAUGCUUUGAAAGGUAUCAAAAUGUUAUGGAAAAUAAUUUUGGAAAAAAUAUUCCGAGUUAAUAUUCCAAAAACGGAGAAAACUCCUCUUAGUGACCGUUCAUGCAAUAUGUUAACAACGGCGGAAUCAUGGAAAGAUGAUAUUUGCCGUGAAGCUUUAUAUGUUAAAAAUAUGUAUGUAUUUGAUGAGAAUCAGAACGUGACAACAAGUUCAUGUCAAUGCAAUCCUGGAGAAAUUGAUGCGAUUUGUAGCAAAAACAAUAAUGAAAGUUUCUUUGAGAUUCUCAAACCAGAUAAAGUAAGUAGAAGUAUAUCAGUUCACAUUAAGAAAGCUGAUGCCUGUUGCGAAACUUCUUGCUUAGAAAAAGGGGAUAAUAACGUAUGUGAAAAUGAUCUCAACAAUUUGCAACGAAACUUAGACGACCUAACUGUGGAUAUAGAAAGAUUGAAAAAGGAGAACGUGUCGUUGAAGAAGGAGUUACGGGGCGCUUAUAAAAACAGCGCUGUGAAGUGUCGUUUGUCACGUUUGGCAGUACCUCUGUCAUCAAGCGAUCCUUUAGCCUAUCUUCCUAAACCAUUCGAAGAAGAAGAGACAGCUAAUUUGGUUGACGAUGUUGAUUCUGAGAUGAUUAUAACUAUGAAGAACUGCAGAAACUUGGGCUAUAAACAAGUAGCACUUCUACAAGUUUUGCACAAAUCAAACCAACCGUUUUUCAGUACAAACUGUAAUCCUGACUCAUGUUGCAGAAAAGAAGAUCCCAUCCACGUCUUGGAAAAACUGCAAACUACCUUUGGGAAUAUCAUGCAGCGAGAAGCUGGUCUUGUGAACGAUAAGAAGUGCAGUGAAAAACCUCGAUCGGAAGUAGACGCGUCGUAUCAUAGCUACAAAAUAAAGCCGAAGAGCUGUCCUUCUAAACUAUGAACUGACACAAUACUGUUGUCCGAAAAUGAAUGUGAUUGUUCCCGUGAUGUGAAUAACUGAAACAUGUUUGUCUAUUUUAUUGU
Molecule: messenger RNA, 1496 nt
Organism: Cydia fagiglandana
Lineage: Eukaryota; Metazoa; Arthropoda; Insecta; Lepidoptera; Tortricidae
Exons: 6
Coding region: 103-1413 (436 amino acids)
Source: RefSeq, a predicted model, not a curated record